Messenger RNA from Paramecium sonneborni, 513 nucleotides. NCBI's taxonomy places the organism in Eukaryota, Ciliophora, Oligohymenophorea, Peniculida, Parameciidae. The record is from the annotation of a GenBank genome assembly.
AUGUAUCAAAUUUUAAAGAAUUAAUCCUAUUACAUAAUGAAUCUGAACCAACUCAUAGAUGUAGAAUUUAUAGAGAUAAUGAAUAGAAUAAAAUCUCUAAUAAAUAAAAACCUUGUAUGCAUUAGUGCUAUCAGUUUUGUUGUAAUAAAUCAAAUACCUCUUGAAGUUGAUUUAACGAAUGUAGUCAUGGUUAGAUUUUAAGGAAAUGUAAGCAAUUUUGAAAAUUCUAUACUCAAUUUGAUAAUAUUUAUAAUAAGUAAAAGUAUAAAAUGUGAAUUAAAAUAAAGAUAUAUAUUUUAAAUGAUUUUUAAGAAAAUAGAUCAUCUCUUUAAUCUUUGUAAUAAAAACAUGGAACUUUUAAUGCUCCAAAAAGUUAUAAUUAAGGAUAGGAUACUUCUAGUUGUUAGACUUUUAAAUAAACAAAUUUAAGUUAUUUUUUAAAUAUUAAAUCUUGAUUGGGAGUUUCAGGAAUGGUUAAAUAGGUUCAAUAAUAUCAUAAUAGGAAAAUAAUGA